Messenger RNA from Linum trigynum, 5067 nucleotides. The record is from the annotation of a GenBank genome assembly. Lineage: Eukaryota; Viridiplantae; Streptophyta; Magnoliopsida; Malpighiales; Linaceae.
AAGCCAAUUGAGAGAACCAUGCCUCCAAAGUAUGUACCCUGAACACGGAUUUUGACUUAGCCAAAUUCUGCCCUUCUUCUUCCCAACUUCGAUAGCUUCUUUGUCAAGUAAUAAAAACGUGUAGAGUUGUCCAUUUAGGAUCAUAUCACUAGACGCCUAUGAUGGACUGGAGGGUGGCGUUGGUGUGCGUGCGGAUGAGGAGAAGAAGUUGGAUGUUGUGGAUCGAGCUACAGAUAGGUCUUUAGUUGGUUAUUCUGUUAAGUUGUCGAAUUGGGAUUUGUGGCAUCGUCGUUUGGGUCAUCCCCAUUCUGCUCGAUUGAUUGAGAUGUUUAAGAAUAAGUUGUUAUCUGGCACUUUUACUUCGGAUUCGGAUAGUACUUGCACCUAUUGUUUGGAAGCAAAAUUAUCUCAACAUUCCUUUAGUUCGAGCACUACAAUUUAUUCAGAUCCAUUUGAUUUAGUGCACACAGAUUUAUGGGGGCCUUCUCCUACUACAUCUCGCAUGGGGUUUCGAUACUUUGCUUUAUUUAUCGACCAUAAGACCCGUUUUGCCUGGGUCUAUUUUCUCCGUCAGAAAUCAGACUUGCUUGAUGUGGCCAAGGAGUUUAUUCAGAUGAUUCGUACCCAGUUUGGGAAGGUUAUUAAGGUUCUUCGUUCUGAUCCAGGAGGGGAAUUCUCUUCUGGUCCAUUACAGGCAGUCUUUAAAGCUCACGGUAUUCUUCCGCAGCAGUCGUGUCCUGGAGUUUCGCAGCAAAAUGGCCUCGUAGAACGCAAACAUAUGCAUGUCUUGGAGCUGACUCGGGCAAUUCUUUUUCAGUCCCAUAUACCUUCAGGAUUCUGGGUUGAGGCAGUUCAUACGAUUGUGUAUUUGAUUAAUCGUCAACCUACUCGUGUUCUCUCCCAUCGCAGUUCGUAUGAGCUUCUCUAUUCGCGUCAGCCUGACUAUUCCUCACUUCGUGUUUUUGGCUGCGUUUGCUACGUUCUGCUCCCUCGUCGUGAGCGGCAUAAGCUAGCUCCUAAGGCUAUUCGGUGUGUCUUUGUGGGAUACAGCGAUAAACACAAAGGAUAUGUGUGUUAUGAUGUGGCUAAUCGAAGGGUUCGAAUUUCAUGUCAUGUUGCAUUCUUGGAGCAUCUCUCAUACUACCCGGUUUCAGAUUCUUCUACUCGACAAGACCUUGAUUUUCUUCGCCCUCCGCUCGUCUUCUUGGAUCCGCCAUCUCCUUUUGGUGAUGAGGGUCCAUCUGAUUUAGAUUCUGGGUAGGGGUCGACAUCGAUGGAUAAUGGAUCCUCACACUCCUCUUUGAGUUCAUCGGCCUCUUUCUUGUCACCUCCACGCACUCCUUCCACCUUGCUCUCGUCGAGCUCCUCUAGCUUUGACUCUUCAGCUUCAUCGAGUUCAUCAUCAUCUUCAGCCUCGCAUGAAGUGGUUUCCCCAGUUCUGAACGAAGACCCUCCUCCUCUUCGUCGUUCCCUAUGGGCCACAAAGGGUUGCCCUCCACCUCGUAUGUCAGACUUUGUGGUUUUUUCCACCUCUCCUAUUCCUGUUCCAGCUACUUACAAGCAAGCUCAUGGUCAUGCCCAGUGGGACGAGGCAAUGGCAGUAGAAACUCGAGCUCUCGAAGCGAAUCAUACUUGGGAUGUGGUGCCCCGGCCAAAGGAUCAUCCGGUUAUUGGUUCAAAAUGGGUCUAUGCUCUGAAAAUGCUUCCUGAUGGUUCGGUUGAGAGGUUUAAGGCGCGGGUUGUGGCUCAAGGAUUUCGCCAGGAGUUUGGUAUUGAUUAUGGUGAGACCUUUGCCCCCGUAGCGAAGAUGCAGACUGUUCGUACUCUUCUUGCUGUAGCCGCCAUGAAGGGAUGGGAGUUGAAGCAGUUGGAUGUUAAAAAUGCCUUCUUACAUGGUGACUUAAAAGAGACUAUCUAUAUGGAGUGUCCUCCUGGCUAUAAUAAUGGUGACAAGUCCAAGGUUUGUCUUCUGCGUCGAUCACUUUAUGGGUUAAAGCAAGCUCCCCGUGCCUGGUUUGAAAAAUUUCAUAGCACAAUCUUGCAGGCUGGUUUGCAGCAGAGUGAUAGUGAUCCGUCCUUGUUUCUUCGACGGUCGUCGCACGGUUUGACAGUUUUGUUGAUCUAUGUUGAUGACAUGGUCAUUAGUGGGGAUGAUACUCUUGGCAUUCAAACUCUUACCAAGGAUCUUCGUGCAGCUUUUAAUCUUAAAGAACUUGGUGAUCUGUCAUAUUUUCUGGGGCUAGAGAUUCAUCGGUCACCCACUGGUUUGUUUGUCUCGCAGCAAAAAUACAUUGUGGAUCUUCUGGAAACAGCUCAGAUGGAUACUUGUCAGCCAUGCUCUACACCUAUGGAACAAAAUUUGAAGCUCUGUCGUGAUGAUGGUGAUCUAUUGCCAGAUGGUUCCCUGUAUCGCAGUAUAGUUGGAAGUCUGAUUUAUUUGAAUCAUACUCGUCCUGAUAUCAUAUAUGCUGUACAGGUUGUGAGUCAAUUUAUGUCUGCUCCACGUUCCUCUCACCUAGUUCAAGUUAUGCGUAUUCUGCGUUAUCUGAAGGGCACGCAGGAUGUGGGGUUGUUCUUUCCUUCAGAGGGUGAGUCCGUUCUUGAAGCUUAUGCUGAUGCUGAUUUUGCUGGCUGCUUGGAUACUCGUCGGUCUACUUCAGAAUGGUGUGUGAAAAUUGGUUCCUCUUUCAUCUCGUGGAGGUGUAAGAAGCAAGAGCGUGUUUCUAAAUCGUCGACAGAGGCCGAGUAUCGAUCGAUGUCUGAAGUCACCUCUGAGCUCGUGUGGCUUCAUCGGUUGCUCUCCGAGCUUGGGAUAGUUUGUCCGGCUCCUAUGCGACUUUAUGCAGAUAACACUAGUGCUAUCAAGAUUGCUACAAAUCCUGUUCUCCAUGAUCGUACGAAGCACAUUGAAGUUCAUGUUCACUAUAUUCGUCAGCUGGUUGAGGAAGGGCGUUUGGCGUUAUCAUACAUAACUUCUGAGGAUCAGACUGCUGAUCUGCUGACUAAGGCUGUUGCUACAUCUCGUCACUGGUUUCUAGCAUACAAAUUGAUGUUGCGUAAGCACCAUCAAUUUGAGGGAGGAUGUUAGAAGUUAUAAGUUUAUGUAGCUAAAUGUAAUUAGUAAAUCUUUUAAUUAAUUACAUUUAGAGCCUUAGUCAGAUUAGGGCGGCUAGGUAUAUAGGUUGGCAGCCGCCUCUUUUGUACAGAGAACUCAGAACUCAAUUCUACAAGUUAUACGAUUGACUCUGAGAGGUUGGUCCUCUCCGUGGAUUAGUCUCAACGAUACUCGUUGAGGAUACCACGUUAAUUCGGCGUUGUUCUUUCUCAUUGAGUUUGGUUUACAACAACUGCGGAAAGUAGACCCUUCAUUUUCACCAUCUCUAGAGCAAAAUCAAUUGCCUAAAGCUCUGAUCCGUCGAUCACCAGUGUCGCUCCUUCCUCACUGUAGUCAAAAUGCACUUUCUCAUUGUGUUCCUGCACCACUACAACAUAAGAAGUGGUAAAUGCUCACAUAAAAACUACAUUUAAACGAUUGUUGAACUAAACUAAUGGAGCUGGUCUAAAAUAUGACCCAUAAUCAUUUCGAAAAAACAACCCCUCUAGGCUAAAUAAAUUGCACCACUAUAAAUUCUUUUAAGAUUUUAAUUAGGCUCAAUAGUAAUUGUAAUUUGAGAUUGGAAUAGAUCAAGAUGAUGGCAUAAUCUUGCUAGUUUUGGUAGGGAGGUAUGAUGAUAAGUGACUGGUUGCAGCUUUUCCCCCCUUGCUUGAGGUUGAUGGACCUUUCCGUGUGGGUUUCGGCCUUUUGGGUCAUCACAAACAUAAUGGAUUUGGGUUCUCCAAUCACAAACAUAUAUUUACUGUUUCAAAUCACACAAUCUAAUUGGGCUUGGGCUCCGGCCCUGAGAAGCUGACAAAGUUAAUUGUGCCUGUCCAGCAAAGGUAUCCUCCACUUAGUCCUUUCUCAACUCCGAAUCAAGGAAGUAGUGAUGACAAAAUACACGAAUAUAUGUCCGAAUUCGACCUAAUUAGGUAGGGUAAAAUCUAAUUUUAAAGGAGUUUUAGUGGGUAUGGAUAAAAAUCGAAUCCGAAUAUUGUGGGUAAUGGGUGGACAUAAUUUUCUCACUAUCCAAUCCGAACCCGCCCGAUUAUACACAUAUCUAUGUAUUUUGACUAGAUAUAAUCAUUAUAACAUAUUGUAUAUUUAGCAUAUAAAUAUAAUAUUUUCAUGAAAUUGUGUUACUUUAAUUAAUUUUCUUCAUUCUAGUGAAUUAAUGUUCAACUUUUCCUCUUAUAUAAUGUGAGAAUACUUGUGAACGUUAACAUAUUGGUUGAAAUUAUUACUCAUUGAUAACCGUGAAUACCCGAAACCCAAACGGGUAUGAGCAUGGUUUUGAUAUUUUACCCGAUUCUUAUGUGAAUAUUGGUAUAGGUAAAACUCAAACUAUUUUGGGUAGGGUAACGGCGAUGCACUAUCCACCCCGACCAUGUAUUUGAUUGACCUUUACAAUCAAAGUAUCAUUAUCUCAUGAAAAGGUAAGUACGAACUACGAACCACUAAGUAGACUAAACGGCCAUAUCAUUGACCUGACAAAGUUAUUAUUCAUAGUAGUGAGGGAGACUCAAAUAAAUAAAAAUAGUAUUUAGCAUCUCAAGAUUAAACUCUGGUUUUGAAGGAAAGGAUGAUAGUCUAUUAUCCGGCAUUCUUCUAAUUUUGGCUUAUUAUCAACGUUUGAGAAAGUCUAUCGCAUGCCGAACUGGAAAGUGUAAGCGGUUUUAACGCUAGGAAACAAUUGAACUAUGAUUUAAUUAUAAUUUUAAUACAAAAUACUCUAAUCUCCUGUAUAGUUCGAUAAUCCUUCGCUUAGUGUACUCAUGCACAUAUAAUAAUAUCAUGAAAAGAAAAAGCUAUAAUUUUUGCCUUUUGUGAUCAAUAAUCUAAGUAAAACUAGUGAUAAAUAGCAAAAACUCGUAUGAUUUAAAAUGAAGCAUUUAGAAAUUAACUAGAUAAUUAACUAGAAAUUAACUAGCAAAAAAUCAUAUGAUUUAAAAUGAAGCAUUUAGAAAUUA